GAGGCGAGAGUGGGCGCCAUCUUCUUCUCGUUUCACUGAGGGCUCUACUUGUUUUGGGGAGGCUGCUGCGACGAGGAGUGCCCCGGCCCUCGACCUUGUGCGUCCGACUCGGCAGCAGUGCCUCCCUGCGGUGGUGCGUGUGCGCUUCCCAGUGAUCUUGAGAGUGAAGAUCUCGAAGGAUUUCAUAGUUAAGUUGCUUUUACAGAAUUAACAGGUCUCCAAGAAAUUUAAAAAAAAACAAGGUCAUUAUUGCUGUGGUUUGAGCUCAGCAUGGCUGUAGUCAUCCGUUUACUGGGGCUUCCUUUUAUUGCGGGGCCUGUGGAUAUUCGUCACUUCUUCACGGGAUUGACUAUUCCUGAUGGAGGAGUGCAUAUUAUUGGAGGGGAAAUUGGGGAGGCUUUUAUUAUUUUUGCAACAGAUGAAGAUGCAAGACGUGCCAUAAGUCGUUCAGGAGGGUUUAUCAAGAAUUCAUCUGUAGAGCUCUUUCUUAGUAGCAAGGCAGAAAUGCAGAAGACUAUAGAAAUGAAAAGAACUGAUCAUGUAGGAAGAGGGCGAUCAGGAUCUGGGGCAUCAGGGGUUGGCAGCCAAUCUAAUUUUAUCAAGAUCGGUAAGGAAGAAGCAAGUAAUUCUGGAUAUGGCUCUUCGGUUAAUCAAGAUGAUGGGUUUCACACUAAUGGUACAGGACAUGGUGAUUUAAGGCCAAGAAAAACAAGGCCAUUGAAGGCCGAGAAUCCUUAUUUGUUUCUGCGAGGUUUGCCUUACUUAGUAAAUGAAGAUGACGUACGUGUCUUUUUCUCUGGUUUGUGUGUGGAUGGAGUAAUUUUCCUAAAACAUCAUGAUGGCCGAAAUAAUGGUGAUGCUGUAGUAAAAUUUGCUUCAUGUAUUGAUGCUUCAGGAGGUCUUAAAUGUCAUAGAAGUUUUAUGGGUUCAAGAUUUAUAGAAGUAAUGCAAGGCUCAGAACAACAGUGGAUUGAGUUUGGUGGUAAAGCGGUAAGGGAGGGUGAUAUUCCUAUGAGAACUGAAGAACAUUCUCCAUCAAGAGGAAUUAAAGAUAGACAUUUUCGAAAACGGUCUCAUUCAAAAUCUCCCAGAAGAACACGUUCUCGUUCUCCUCUUGGAUUUUAUGUUCACUUAAAAAAUCUGUCCCUAGGUAUUAACAAAAGGGAUUUAAGAAAUUUCUUUAGAGAUACUGAUUUGACUAAUGAACAGAUUAGGUUUUUAUAUAAAGAUGAAAGAAGAACAAGAUAUGCCUUUGUGAUGUUCAAGACCCAGAAAGACUAUAAUACUGCUCUGGGUUUACAUAAGACUGUUUUGCAGUAUCGUCCAGUUCAUAUUGAUCCAGUUUCUAGAAAACAAAUGCUGAAGUUCAUUGAAUGUUAUGAAAAGAAGAGGUCAGGGUCAAUAGAAAAAGAGAGGCCUAGAUAUAUUUCACAAAAAUACUCUCAAGAAGGCUACUGUGGUCAGAAGCUGUGCAUAUAUAUAAGAAAUUUUCCAUUUGAUGUUACAAAAGUAGAAGUACAGAAGUUCUUUGCAGACUUUUCUCUUGCUGAGGAUGACAUUUGCUUGCUCUAUGAUGAUAAAGGAGUUGGUCUGGGAGAAGCAUUGGUGAAAUUUAAAUCAGAAGAACAAGCCAUAAAAGCUGAACGCUUAAACCGGCGAAGAUUCUUAGGGACAGAGGUAUUAUUAAGACUUAUAUCUGAGGCGCAAAUGCAGGAGUUUGGUGUAAAUUUUUCCUUGAUGUCCAGUGAGAAAAUGCCAGCCCGUUCACGGUCAUGUGAUAGAGAUGACAGUUCACAUAUAUUUGACUCAAAAGACCCACAAGGAUACUCAGUUGGCCCUUCGGAAAACUUUAGGCAUCAGAUAGAAGACUUGGGCCAACUGAAUAACUUCAAGCAUCCUCAGGGGGAUUUCCGAAAGCCUGAUAGGCGGCCUCCAGAAGACUUCAGGCACUCCCCAGAGGACUUCAGGCGCUCUCCGGAGGACUUCAGGUGCCUUCGGGAGGAGCACUUCAGGCGGCCUUCUGAGGAGGACUUCAGGCACCCUUCAGAGGACGACUUCAGGCACCAUAGGGAGGAGGACUGGAGACCCUCUUUUGAGGAGGACUGGAUGAGGCCAUCGGAGGAGGAUUUUGGGCAGUACCCUGAGGAGGACUUCAGGCCACCCCCAGAGGGAGAUUUCAGGCAGCCACCUGAGGAUAACUGGAGGCGGCCACCUGAGGAGGACUUCAGGCGACCUCCUCAGGGGGAUUGGAGGCGACCACCCGAGGAUGACUUCAGGCAACCCCUUGAGGAGGACUUCAGGGGACCCCCAGAGGAGGACUUCAGGCGGCUCCCAGAGGAUGACUUCAGGCAUUCCCCUGAGGAGGACUUCAGGCGGUCACCCCAGGAACACUUUCGGAGGCCACCCCAGGAACACUUCCGGCGACUACCCCAGGAACAUUUCAGGCGACCGCCCCCGGAGCACUUCCGGCGACCACCCCCAGAGCGUUUUAGGCGACUGCCCCCAGAGCAUUUCAGGCGGCCUCCCCAGCAGCACUUCAGGCGGCCUCCCCAGGAGCACUUCAGGCGGCCUCCCCAGGAGCAUUUCAGGCGCUCCCGAGAGGAAGAUUUCAGAAAUCCACUGGAUGAGGACUUUAGGGGCCCUCCUGAUGAAGACUUUAGGUGCCUUCCUGAUGAGGACUUCAGGAGCCAUCAGGAAGAAGAUUUUAGAUGUCCUUCUGAUGAGGACUUUCGGCAACUCCCUGAGGAAGACAUCAGGGAAGCUCCGGAGGAGGACCCUAGACUUCACGACAAUUUUGGACCUCCUGCUGAGGGUUUUAGGAGCCCGUCUGAUGAUUUUAGAAGUCACCGCCCUUUUGGGACUUUUGGUCGCCCAGAAGGUAGCAAAUUUGAUUUUGGAAAGCGUAAUAUGGGAGGUUUUCCUGAGGGGAGAUUUAUGCCUGAUCCAAAGUUAGAUUGUGGUUCAGGUAGAGUAACUCCUAUUAAGAUAAUGAAUCUUCCAUUUAAAGCUAAUGUUAAUGAAAUUUUAGACUUUUUCCAUGGUUAUAGAAUCAUACCCGAUUCAGUAUCAAUACAGUAUAAUGAGCAAGGAUUACCUACAGGGGAAGCCAUUGUAGCUAUGAUAAACUAUAAUGAAGCUAUGGCUGCUAUUAAAGAUCUCAAUGAUAGGCCAGUUGGCCCCCGCAAAGUUAAGUUAAUUUUGCUUUAGAGAACAUUAUUAAGUUCAGAGUUAUCAUCCCACAGUAUUAAUGCAGUAAAAUGCCUUUGUUCUUUUAAAAGUUUAUUUUUAAUGAUCUCGUGAAAAGAAAUAUUUUAAUUUUGACCUGUGAAUAGAACAAAUGUAAAUAGAAUGUGAAUCUGGUUUUCUUUUGCUUGGAAAUUGCCAUUCAUUUUUCCUAAGUUAAAAUUAUCUAUGCUUUUUUUCUUUGACAGAGGAGACAACUAAUUCAGUUCCUUGAGCUUAUUAAUUUUUGUUGAUGUCAUGGGAAAACCUUAAGAUUUGUAUAGAGUUGUAUUUGGGGAAGAUAAAUUUUAUAUUCACUUUUAUUUCAUUCUGUAGUUAACUUUUUUUUACUCAUACUGUAUAAGGAAAUGGUCAGUGACUGACUGUCCAGGUUUGGCAUUUUCAUUGCUGCCUGCCUUCAGAAUUAAUGCCUUCUUUCUUGUGUGAGAUAUUACUGUGUUAAGCCUCCUGUUAAUUACAAAUAGUUAAAAAUGGACAGACUGUGAACCUUGAAAUUUACUUAUGUAAAAAGCUUAGGAAAUUCUUAAAAUUUCCAUGUUCGUAACUUUGCAAAGUUUUAUAAAAAUAAAAAAAAAAUUGCAACUGAA
Messenger RNA from Galeopterus variegatus (Sunda flying lemur), 3830 nucleotides. RefSeq names its product RNA binding motif protein 12B (gene RBM12B). The transcript is spliced from 4 exons. Lineage: Eukaryota; Metazoa; Chordata; Mammalia; Dermoptera; Cynocephalidae. Gene Ontology annotation, cellular component: nucleoplasm; ribonucleoprotein complex. The record is from RefSeq and is a predicted model, not a curated record. The coding region runs from base 271 to 3207 and encodes 978 amino acids. Gene Ontology annotation, biological process: regulation of RNA splicing. Gene Ontology annotation, molecular function: RNA binding.